This is a messenger RNA of Osmia lignaria (orchard mason bee), 2689 nucleotides long. RefSeq names its product biogenesis of lysosomal organelles complex 1 subunit pallidin (gene Pldn). The record is from RefSeq and is a predicted model, not a curated record. Gene Ontology annotation, biological process: intracellular transport. NCBI's taxonomy places the organism in Eukaryota, Metazoa, Arthropoda, Insecta, Hymenoptera, Megachilidae. Gene Ontology annotation, cellular component: BLOC-1 complex; transport vesicle.
UUCAUGUCAUUGUUUACAUCAAACUCUUGUCAGGUUAUUUUAUGUUUAAUAUAGUUAAAAAACGUUAGAAUCACAAGAUGAUGACAGAUAUAGAGGAGGCAGAAGUGAUAAAAAUUCAGCCACAAAUUGAACAGCAUGAGAGCGAUGAAAUUAAAGUGGACUUUUCAGAAGCUGCUAAGAAGUUAGCUCAAGGUCUAUUAAAUAUUUAUCAAUUGCCGUUGGAACAAGUUCAGAAAGAACUUACUGAAGUCACGAAUAAACAAGAAACUUUACUCAGUCAAAUGCAAACUGAGAAUAAAAAACUUCAAGAAACUUUUGAUGAUGUUAAAUUGAAUGAAAUGUUUCAAACUAUUAAACUUUAUCAAGGGAAGUUAACUUUAAUGAAAAAAGAAAUGGCUUCUGUUCAUGAGAGGACAUGUAAAUUGAAAUAUGGUGUUAUUUUUCUUACAGAAACGAGCAUUGAGGUUGCAACAAAUAAAACAGAAAGAGGCCUUGAGUAGAGAACACCAACGAGAACAAGAAGUUCGUCGUGAACAAGAAUUAAUUGGUAAGCCUACGAUAAGCUAAGAAAAACAUCGUGUAAUCAGAACGAUCAAUAUCAUCAAUGAUAUUUAGCUGUACAGAGAGACAAUGUAAUUUAUAUGUUCACUUACAGUAAAAUUUACAUCUAAACUCAGUCAACUGAACAUAGCAUCUUAUGUAUUGUAUGUUAUCAAACUAACUGUUACCAAACAAUUUCCCAGUGUCCAUUAGAGUUACAUCCUUUACCCUCUUUACAUAAAUGAUUAAAUGUUGUUUCAGUAGGAAAACCAAUUAUCUCCCUAUCUUCUUGUAUCCUAAAUGUAAAUGUUGAUUCAUAUGUUCCUAUAAAGUAUCUACAAAAAGGUGUAAAUAGUACAUUGAUUUUAUCUAUAAUAAAAAAGUAAGAUAUUGUUAUUAAUUGUUACCUAGCAUAAGAACAUAUUAUUUGAUCAAUAAUUGCAACUCCACCAUCCUUAAAUUUAUUUAGUACAUAAUCCGAUGGAAUAAAUUUUAAAACCGUGUAAUCAGAUAAAUAUCCUUCAAGUUCUUUAAAUUCUGCAAAGAUUAAUUCAAUGAGUACAUUUACUGAAAUUUUCUACAUAAAAAUUUACCUUGUUGUGUAGCAUCUGUAGCAACAAACAGAUGGUUUAAUCCUAGUUUGUUUAUCUUUGUUUUCAAUUGCAUAGCAGCAGAUUUUAUUGUUGGUACCGUUGAAGAACGACCAACUAGAAAGUCGCGUCUUCUCAAAUGAACUGAUAAAUAUGGUCCUCCAAUUGCAUUUCUUCUACUCUAGAAUUAAAAAAUUCCAUCUGAAGAUUUUUAUUUUCCAACACUUCUAACUAAAUACCUUUUCCUUAGUCCAGUCACUUGGUAGUUCUGUGUUAUCAUAUUCAUUUGUUGAAUUAAAGAAAGUUUUUCUAUAUUCAUUUGCAAUAUUAUAUAACUCAGAAUUAUAUCUCAUACUUCUUCUAGCUCUCCAAUAUUCCUUUGUACCAUAGAAAUCAUGCAAUGCAAUUUCCAUGUGAUCAAACAUUACAGACCUGUAAGAAUAAUUAUAUUAAUGAAUUAUAUAAAACAUUGUACAUAAAAUAAUGAAUAACAUCAGAAACAUAAUGUACCUUCUCACCUAUAAAUAUUAGGCUUAAUAUUUUGCUUAAGAUUUGAUACCAUACCAUGAAACUUAAUACAUUCAACAGCUUUGGAAGUUAUAUUAUUAUAGCCCCAAAAAUAUCCAUUAUAUUCAUUGGAUAUUAAUUUAUGAUACCAUAAAGAUUCAUCAGUACAUUCUACUAUUUCAUUUUUGUCUUCAAAUUUUCCUGUUUUGAACAUAUCUUCAUCAUUUUGUAGAAUAUAUGUAACAUCAAGAUGUGUUAUCUUAUUUUCUGAGGGAUACUCUAAAAAUAUAAACUUCUAUUAAUUUUAUCAGUAAAAAUGAAUGGAUAAAAUCUUAUACCUUGUAAAAAUUGGUACAUUUCAAUAACUGGUAUGUAUCUUUGUAAACUAACAAUAUCAAAAAAUAAGCUCCAGGGCAAUUGUGUUUGAAUUCCUAUAUGUUUACUUCGCCAAUGAUAUAAAUUACCUAUAAACAAAAGAAUAUUAUCUAUAAUAAAUAAUAAUAUACAUUAAAAAACUACUAAUAAAUUACAAUCUCACCCCAUGGUGGUAAAACUAAUUGCCACUUAAAUUCUUUCUCUUGCCUAAGUAAAUUUUUUAUGAAAACUGCAAUGCGAAUAUAAACAUCUCUUCUUAGAUUGAAUCCUUCUGGGGGAUUAACGUCAUAAAGGAUGUAACUGAAAAACAAUAUUAUAUGUUAUUAUUUAUAAAAAUAUCUUUAAUUUUAUGCAUUAAGAAAAAAAGUUUAAAAUAAUUUCGAACCGAUUUUUUGAAUAGUGUGAUUGAAUGUUACAUUUAUUAUCAGUCUCUCCAUAUUCGUUAGCUUUAUCACAAAAUCCAUUUUCAAGGGUACUUAAUGUGAAAUUAAUAAAACAUAAUAUAAGAUAUAACUCCUUGAAGGACAUGAAAUUUAACAUUUUUAGGUUAUAUAUCACACCUGUUCCAGAGAGGGAAUAUCUCAGAUUUCAGAUGAUGAUAUUAAAUAAUGUAGAAACUGUUUUGUAUAACAUUUUACACUUAUAUAAAUCUGUUGGAAAAAUAUAUGUAUGACAAA